AUGGUGGCGAUGCAGACCCUCACCCCUCAUGUCUACUGGGCUCAGCGGCACGCGGAGCUCUAUCUGCGGGUGGAGCUGAGCGACACGAAGGUAGGACGGAGUCCAGCAUCCAACCGGCUUCUGUCAGUUUAUACUCAAACACGGCGGCCGUUUCACCCUCACUACUGUGUGUAAAUACCUCUUAUCUUUAUUUUGUCGCUGCUUUAGACAGAAUGUCAGCUUCUUUGCUCGUAUUUACUGUAAAACAAACAAUUAGUAUCACUAUUAGCUAUUAAACAGGGGCGCAUUAGAGGGGUGUGAUGGGGUGGCCUCUUUAAAAACUAAAUGGCCACCCUAUGAUCCCUGAACAAGAUGGAACUGUUUUUCCUUUUUAAUUAAAAAAAAAAAAAAAAAAAGUCAUAGUCUGGAACAUCUUUAUAGUAGCUUUGCAUCGUAUAAUAAUAAUAAUAACAAUAAAAAUGUUAUUAAUAUUGCACUUUUAUAGGUGCUCAAAGAUGCCUUGCAAAGAAAAAAAAAAUUCAAAAUUUUUUGAGAAAUAAAAGCAACAAUGAUUAUAGGAGUCACAUCUGUAAGUUUAUCCAUCAUGGGUUACGUCAGGUUUCCACUGGUGGCAGUGCAGCGUUUUCUAUACAGGCACAGGGGUCAGGUAACCAGGUGACGCAUGGGGUGGAAGGUCAUGCGGUUUUUACCACUCGCCAGGAUCACUCACCUCACCUUUUUUAUUUUCCAGCAGCAUCACCUCCUCACAUUAUCUGUUCUUUUGCAUCAGUUUAAUCCUGAUGCAAUCAUUAAAUGGGAACAUCACCCGAACACGGAUCAUCGUGUGGACAAUUUUGUGUAAGAGCGUGUCAAAAACAGUCUCCCACUCCCAGGGCAGGAUAGUCGCUAUAAUGUAAAAGGUUUAAAAAGACACAAUAGGGGAAGACAAUAAAAGAACAGUUCACAGGUUAAAAGGUGUGUUUUUAGUAGUAAUUUGAAAGUAUGGGGGUCUGUACAGUUUUCAGUGGGUUUGGGGAGUGAAUUUCAGAGGGUGGGGGCGGCAGCGGAGAAGGCUCUGUCCCCCAAGUUGAUGCUUAGUUCGAGGGGGUAGGGCAAGAAGAUUUACCUCUGAGGAUCGGAGGGCACGGGAUCCUCAGGAUAAAAAAACAACAACAACGUAUUUCUGUUAUUUUAGUUUUUUAGCAUCAGUGGAAACCCCUGAAAUGAUAAGAAGUGAACGCUUUUCCAGUGAUGUAAAGUUAAACUCAGCAUGUUACUUUUUGACGGUCCCAGAAGAAUCUGAAAGUUGUGCCUCAUCAUUAUUAUAAAACAUUCGAAGCAACAUCUCUCCAUCUCAGCCUAGUAUUUAAAAAACAUAUGCCAAAAAUGAAGCUGUGGUUGGUUGUGACACUAUAUGAUUCAUUUUGAUGCCAAAUCAUUCACAGAAUUCAAAUCCGACCUGCGUCCUUUACUCGCUCUUUUUAGCCUUCUCCCUUACUGUCAUGGCGUCCACUAAAUACUAAACCGUCCAUAUGACCAUGAACAAUACUAGCCAUAUGGAUGACUCCUGAUCAUGCAGAGAAGCAGCUGUGAGUGACGGUCCCAGUGUGUGUGUGUGUGUGUGUGUGUGUGUGUGUGUGUGUGUGUGUGUGUGUGUGAGUGUGUGUGAGUUGUUAGCUGAGAUCAACCUGAUUUUAACUGGAGAUUUUCUUCUUUUACUUAAACACUAUAGCAGGUGGAACAAGAGCAUCUUAAUAAUGACACAGCUGAUUCUCCAGACUGUGUGUGUGUGUGUGGCGCACUGACUCUCUUUACUCUCUUUACUCUGUUUCUGCCGUCUGGUUGUUUACUAAAGUAACAUGUCAAACCGGCUCUUCCUUCCCUGGACAUUUCCUGGUUAAUCCACCCUCCCUCUGCAUCUGUCGGACAAAGGUCUUAUAAAAGAUGCAUGGCUGUUAAUGGUCGUCCUGGAUCUUGUUUAGGCUCUUAGGAGAAUAGCUUAAUGAUUACUGAAGAGGCUGAAAGAAGAACACCUGUCAUGCCGCACACUGAAUAUGAAAAACUCCUCUCGGGAGAUUUUUGAAGCCUCCUUUUGUGUUUUCUCAGAAUCUUGACAUCAGCCUGCAGGAGAACAACACCCUCCAGUUCAGAGGUUGGUAUCCAUUAAAAAAUUGCUGACAUAAGCGAUCUGUUAUUUGAGGGCAGUUUUACUCUACAGACUUGAACAUUGACGGGUCUGGUUUCAUAUCUUAAUGGAUUCAUUUUUAGGAGUUUCCAGAACCCAACAGUCCAAAACCCAAAGAAAUUACAAAAUAAACACAGAAUUAGACGUUUAAAAAGCCGUAACCUUGACAUGUUCAAUGAGUUUUUAAAACAGCUGAUGGUUGUAUCCUUACAGUGGACUUAUUUCUUAAUUUAAAUGCUCAAUUAUGCAAAAAAGCAGGUCAUAAAUCCUGAUGAUGUCCUCAUAUUAAGCCGUUAUCUUGUUUUUGUCCCACAGCACAGGGUCACGGAGCUAAAGGAGAUAAUGAAUAUGAGUUCAGUUUGGAGUUCUUGGAGCCUGUUCGUCCGGAGGUACUGAUCCAUCAAUUUUCUCUGAAAGUUUAAAGCAGCUUUUGCUCAGGGGUGGGGGAUGACUACAUGACUCAAUACUUGAUAAAUGUCCCUGCAGGUUAUAAGGUAAUAAGUUUAGGAGCAGGAUUAGUGUCAGCAGAGGUGCUGUGAGUCUAAAAGUUUGGAUGCAUUCAUCAAAUCAAGUCUUUAAUUACAUUUUUUAGUCCUGUUAUAAACACUUGCAGGCAGCAGUGAAAAAAAUUCUUUGACGCUGUGUUUUCAGAUCAGCCAUAAAUCCACUCAGCGUCAGGUGGACAUAAAGAUCAGGAAGCAGGAGGAGCGCUGGUGGGACCGGCUCACGCUGCAGGAGAAGAAGCCGCUGUUUUUGGCUCCAGACUUCGACCGCUGGCUGGACGAGUCUGAUGCCGAGAUGGAGCUUCAAGCAAAGGUAGGAAAUGUUCAAAAUAAUAACAGUGGAGUGGGCUGUUCGACUGCAGAUUAAAGACGGCAGAGGUCUGUCAGUGAGCCCUCUGAGAUACACUGUAGACAGGUUUAUGAGUUUAUUAUAGUCUGAAAAUAAAAAGAGGCCUCAGUGAAGCUGUUUUUAGCUCCAGAUCCUCCUCAUACUUUGUGUUGCAAAGCCAGACCACAAAACUUUGCAUUUCCCCUCACAGUCCGGUUGUGUACAACAAAGAGACACCUCUGUUAUUAGCUUCCACUACAUGUGAGACAACAAAGUCACAGUCUCUACACUGUUACUGUACCGUUUGAUGGUCACGUGUUGAGGUGGACAUGAUUAUUUAUUUUCGACAACGUGUUUUCUCACAGGAGGAGGAGAAGAUAAACAGGAUCAGCGUGGAGUCGAGAGUUCGAAAAGACCGUGAGUUACACUUCCCUUCAACCUGAAACAUCCAAAACUUACAGAGAUGUUCCCGCUAGAAAUCUGAAAUAAAAAGUCUGAUGGUCAUCUGUUUGUUUCCUGUCCCCUCAGCGUACAUCGGGCUGAAGAGAGGCUACUUGUUCAUGUACAACCUGGUGCAGUUUUUGGGAUUCUCCUGGAUCUUCGUCAACAUGACGGUUCGACUCUUCAUUCUUGGUCAAGGUCUGUAAGAAAAAAACAAAAAACCCCAAAAAGAAAUGACGACAUAAGACUUCCAGAGUCAUGUUUGAGAAGAUAACCUUUAAGACUCAUAUCUGCAAGAAAGACAGAGGACUUGAGCACAAACCAGUCUGACAGUAACUACAUGUCAACAUCACAACCAGGGGGGAGAAACAUUUAUGUUCUGUGUAAUAAAUUCCUAAAGUUUGUCCACAGCUCCGUAAGCUUUGCUGGCGGAGGCGGAAUUUAUGAUGUAUACUGCAGCCCGUCAACAGAGGGUGCUGUUCUUAGAGUGGCUUCACCCAGCGAGGAGGCAGACUCUGUCCAUUAUAACAGUCUAUGAUUGAAAUCAAUAGAUAAAUGUAUAUUAUGAGUGCUCUCUUCAGACAGUUCGGUAAUAUUUAAUCAGACAAACUUGUUCACUCUGAAGUGUCUGAAAUGCACACGCAGUAUCUCCUGAACUGUACUAUUUGUUUUUAAUGAUGUCUCCAAAUCUUCUGCAGGAGAACAGAUCAUCAAAAACCAUCAAGAGUAGGGCUGGACGAUUUACCAAAAAUUUACCAAUACUGAAAUUUACGACAAUAACCGAUGUCAUUUUGCCCAUAUCGGUAUAUUCGGUGUCAAAAUAGAUAAAUCAAAGUUGGUUUUGGAUGUGUGUAGGUAGGCUGUGGUCUCAUGUCCCUUUAAGACGCUGUCCUAGGUCAGAGACGUGACUCCACCCCAUCCAGUCUGUAACAAAGAGGGAAAGACAGGUGAGGAGACGGAGGACGGUUCAAAAGUUGUAGCUGCUGAAGUAGACGAAGUUAAUGUGGGAGGGGCUGAGAAGCUUGUGGAGUAGUUAUCGUCCAUAUAUCCUGAUAUUGAUUUGAGGCUAUAUCGUCCAGCCCAAACACACAGUAUCGCCUGAACUGUUUGAUUUUAUUCAUGAUGUCUCCAAAUCUUGUCUUGUUUGUUCACUGCUGACAUUUCUAAAAACAAACCAAUCCAUGACCUGAUGAACCUUCAGGCAGCUACUAUUUACAGGUUAUUCAAAAUCCUCCUCAGUUCAUAUUUCUCAUUUUCUCGUCGCUGAAGUGUCUCCAGGGUUUUCAAAGCACAAAACAAAAGUAAAAGCGACGCUGGCGCGCCGCAGAGGGACUAAAUGAAGCUUUUUAUUUUAUGGACUGGAUAAUUAAUCACUGCGCGACCUUUUUAAAGUGAUUGAUAAUGAAACACAAUAACAGAAAGAGACAAACACAAUUAGUGCCUCUGUGCAGGAUAAAAAACAACAACCAGGAGGUGAGCGAGCUCAGUGUUUCUGUUUGAGGGGAUCUAUUCACGGAUGAGCUCAUUUGAAUAGAAACGGGAACACGACCACACAGCGGGGAUUUGUUUUGCAAAUGAUGAUGAUUAGAGAUGAAGAUGGUUCAUGUGUCGUGCUGCUGACUAAUUAUGUCUGUUUGUUUCUGUCCACAGACUCUUUCUACGACACCUUCCACACCACGGCUGAUAUGAUGUAUUUCUGUCAGAUGAUGGCCGUACUGGAGGUCGUGAAUCCGCUGCUGGGUCUGGUUAAGACUGGAUUCUUUCCUGCUAUGAUUCAGGUAACAUGGGGACAGGGACUUUAAAAAUAAACUUAAAACAUGUACUUAUUAAAAAACAACCAUGCACUGUACAGGUAAUUAGGAGUGAUUCACAGUUCAUGCAGUAAGGACACUGCCGCUGUAACCUCCAUCCUGCUCCAGGUUUCAAGGUCUAAGUGCAGAGACAUUAAUCCUAUUUCCACCAGGACAUUAGGGAGGUUCAACGCUGAUGUAGGCAAUUUCAUAACUAGCCUUUUGUUAUGGUCAGCAGGAGCCUGCGGAGGCGCCCACUGGUUUCUGAAGACAAAGAUUUAAAGCCUUAUUAUGACAGGUGUCCAACUUUUUGUCCACCUAGACAAAAGCAGAGAGGUGGAGCUGAGGCGAGCAUUUGACGACCCAGCAGACGGAGACAAUAAUGGGCCUUUAAAAAAAAUCAAAAAUAAACCAGCUUCACUCCUGAACCAGGCUGUAAGCACGCCCAGUGUCGUUGUAAAAAUGCACUUUUUAUAAUGGGACCUAAUGAGGAUUCCUGAGCUUUUGCAGUCAGGCCCAAGUGGACACUUAAGGAACUGCAGUUUUCUGUAUUAAACACCUGAGUUUGAACAUUUAUGUAGCAACUUGCAGGUUAUAUUAACCAUAAAACCCGGCCAGUAAAAUGAUUAGUAAAAACAUGUUUCAUAUUUUCUGAGCUGAGUUUGACUUUGAGCAAACACGCUGCUUUCAGGUCGCAGGGAGGAACGUCAUUCUGUUCGUAAUCUUCGGCUGUCUGGAGGACAUGCAGAACAAACCCGUUGUCUUCUUCGUUUUUUACCUGUGGAGCACCAUCGAGAUCUUCAGGUCAGCUCGCACCUCCAUCCUUCCCGCUCUGAUGUGACCUGCUGUGACUGUAACAUCAUCCCCCUCUCUCCUCUCUUCAUCAGAUAUCCUUUCUACAUGCUGGCUUGCAUCGGCACAGACUGGAAGCUGUUGACGUGGCUCAGAUACAGCCUCUGGAUCCCGCUGUACCCUCUGGGGGUUUUGGCUGAAGGUGAGUUUGUUGGAGACGGUCGGUCGCAGCCUUUUUUGUUACUUGUUCCUGUUAACGGUGUUUCUCUGUGUGUGUUUCCAGCGGUGGCAGUGAUCCAGUCUUUGCCGAUCUUUGAUGAGACUCGUCUGUUCAGCAUCCCUCUCCCUGCCGUGUUGGGAAACUCCAUAAGCUUCUCCUACACUCUGCAGCUCUACCUGAUCCUCAUGUUUCUGGGUGAGACAUCCACAAACACACAGCUGAAAGGAAAUUGACUGUAAAUCUAAAUAAAUCAUAAAUAAAUAAAUCGUUUCUCCUCUGUAGGACUCUUCAUAAAUUUCCGACAUCUGUACAAGCAGCGGAAGAGACGAUACCGCUCCAGGAAAAGGAAAGUCCAGUAA
Messenger RNA from Xyrichtys novacula (pearly razorfish), 6597 nucleotides. NCBI's taxonomy places the organism in Eukaryota, Metazoa, Chordata, Actinopteri, Labriformes, Labridae. The record is from the annotation of a GenBank genome assembly.